Messenger RNA from Meira miltonrushii, 1032 nucleotides. RefSeq lists its product as uncharacterized. The transcript has a single exon. The record is from RefSeq and is a predicted model, not a curated record. NCBI's taxonomy places the organism in Eukaryota, Fungi, Basidiomycota, Exobasidiomycetes, Exobasidiales, Brachybasidiaceae. Gene Ontology annotation, cellular component: cytosol. The annotation marks the transcript as partial. Gene Ontology annotation, biological process: cytoplasmic translation. Gene Ontology annotation, molecular function: mRNA binding; metal ion binding.
AUGCCGCCAAAGAAAGGAGGUGGCGGUGGAGCACCUGCAAAAGUAAAAGAUGAUAAAACGUUUGGAAUGAAGAAUAAAAAAGGUGGAAAAGCACAACAACAAAUCAAAAUCAUUCAAGCACAAGAAAAGACUGCAGGAAAAAAUAAAGAACAACUUGCAAAAGAGAAAAAGAGAGAAGAUGAAAAGAGACUAAAAGCAGAAGCUGAAAAGCAAAGACUAAAUGAUCCUUCGUUUAGUAUCGUUCAACCUAGAGUACCUUUUGGUGUUGAUCCAAAAACGAUCACUUGUGCUUUCUGGGCUGCGGGAAAAUGUGAUAAAGGAAGCAAGUGUAAAUUCGCACAUGCCAAAGAUGCAGGACGGAAAGUUGAAAAGAAGGAUCUAUACACCGACAUGCGAGAUGGAACAGGAGAAGGAGAAGGGGAAGAUGAUAAAAAGAAUGACACAAUGGACAAAUGGGAUCGAGCAAAACUAGAUUCAGUCAUUCUAUCGAAACACGGAAACCCAAAGAGUACAACAGACAAGGUAUGCAAAUUCUUCUUAGCAGCGGUCGAAGAUGGAAAGUAUGGUUGGUUCUGGAUCUGUCCAUCAGGGGAUAAGUGCAUGUACAGACACGCACUACCGCCAGGAUUCGUAUUGAAAUCACAAAAGAAGGAAAUGGAAGCAGCCGAAAAGGCAAACGAGAUCUCUUUGGAAGAAUUCUUGGAAACGGCCAGACAUCAACUUGGAUCGAAUCUAACGCCGGUCACGAAAGAAUCCUUUGCUAAAUGGAAGAAGGAUAGAAUGGACAAGAAACAAGCUGAAGCAGAUUUGAUCGAAAAUAAGAAGAAACAACAAGCACAAGCCAACAAGAUGAUCGGUUUGAGCGGUCGUGAAGUAUUCACACUAAAUCCCGAAUUCUUUGAAGGAGAUGAAGAAGCUGCUGCAGGUGAUGAAUUUGAUAUGGCAACUUAUUUCAAGAAUUGGGAACAAGCCAGAGAUGAAGAAAAUCAAACAAACGGUCAUGCACACGAUGACGAAGAAAAUGGCGAAGGA